This is a messenger RNA of Carassius gibelio (silver crucian carp), 4096 nucleotides long. RefSeq names its product ras-related protein Rap-2a. The record is from RefSeq and is a predicted model, not a curated record. Gene Ontology annotation, molecular function: GDP binding; GTPase activity; GTP binding. The transcript has 2 exons. NCBI's taxonomy places the organism in Eukaryota, Metazoa, Chordata, Actinopteri, Cypriniformes, Cyprinidae. Bases 492 to 1043 code for a protein of 183 amino acids. Gene Ontology annotation, biological process: negative regulation of cell migration; Rap protein signal transduction. Gene Ontology annotation, cellular component: plasma membrane.
CCAGCGCAUCAAUCCCGCCACAAAACUCCUAUCCUCGAACCGAGACGGAGUGCUCUGGCUUCAGAAGGUCUCCACCCGAGAGUAUGGCGGUUGAGGAUGCUGGACGAUACAGAAGAAUAGCUAUUCUGGAAUGCAGCAGCGUCCCUAACGAUUUCCAAAUGACGCUCGGAGGUGACGCGUGAUGCCUUGCAUGCUCGCUCUGACGGGGCGCAACGCGCUUUUAUAACCUAAAAUGCAUGCAAAUACGUGUUAAACGAUUCAUUCUCUAAGCAGCUGUCGGGUUCUGGGUAUUCGAGGUAGCUAGAGAUGCCAUGAAGUCCGCGCAUUGGCUCUUUGUGCGCCUUUGUUAUUUGUCUCUAUGGUGAGUGUUGCAAUACAGCCAGCCAUGGCUCCGCGUCUGCUCGACUUCUGCGAUAUUCAAAGCAAGUUUCCCGUCGCGUCUGAUCGGUUUGGACACUGUUAGCUGGCUCCAUUACGCGCGUCACGUCGCAAUGCGCGAGUACAAGGUGGUGGUGCUGGGCAGCGGAGGGGUCGGGAAAUCCGCGCUCACGGUCCAGUUCGUGACCGGGACCUUCAUCGAGAAGUACGACCCGACCAUCGAAGACUUCUACCGCAAGGAGAUCGAGGUGGACUCGUCGCCGUCGGUGCUGGAGAUCCUGGACACGGCGGGGACGGAGCAGUUCGCGUCCAUGCGGGAUCUCUACAUCAAGAACGGCCAGGGCUUCAUCCUGGUCUACAGCCUGGUCAACCAGCAGAGCUUCCAAGAUAUAAAGCCCAUGAGAGACCAGAUCAUCAGGGUGAAGAGGUACGAGCGUGUGCCCGUGAUACUCGUGGGAAACAAGGUGGACCUGGACAACGAGCGUGAGGUUUCGUCGAGCGAGGGUCAAGCUCUAGCUGAAGAAUGGGGCUGCCCGUUCAUGGAGACGUCGGCCAAGAGCAAAACCAUGGUGGACGAACUGUUCUCUGAGAUAGUCAGACAGAUGGACUACGCCUCUCAGCCGGAUAAAGAAGACCCGUGCUGCUCCUCCUGCAAUAUACAAUAACCCCUCACAAUCACACCAGGUUCUGAGAGCGUUUCAACAUAGAGAUCAUCACUCAAGUGGUGUUCAUACACGUCAUGCCCACGUGAACGGCGUCUACACACUAGAGAAUGCUGCAGAUGCAUUGGGUUGAAUGGGAAUGAUGCAUUGCAAGGACAUACACAGCCAACAGGGAAGGUUUCCUCAACGUUAUGAACAAACGUUCUUCCAGUAACAUAAACAGAAUGUUCGUUCAAAGUUUAAAAGUGUUCUCAGAAUGUUUGCACAAAAACAUUAUUUACACAUCAUUCAUGGGAUGUUUAUUUCUACAAUGUUAUUUUUAAAUGCCACCAUUUGUUUUAGAAUGUUAGAGAGCAUGUAAUAGUAACGUUCCUCUAAUGUUUGCAAAAUGGAAUGUUCGCGUAACCAUGAAAGAAUAGUUUUAAAGCAUGAAAAAAUAAGAAUGUUUUGAAUCUUCAGAGAUCAUUGAGAAAACGUGUAAUGGAAACUUUAGUGAAACAUUCUAAAACUUUUUUUGUUAGCUGCCAGUUUCUUCUUUGUUAUGCGAAUGUUACAGAUAUUGAGAAAUAAUGAAUAUUCAGAAUAUUCCAAAAAUUAUGUUUUCACAAUGUGAUGGGAAAGAACAUAUUUGUGUUAGCUGCCCAUUUGUUCUUGGUUAUGCGAAUGUAACAGAAAACAUUAAAUGAAUGUUUAAUUUGAUCAUUUUACAAACUUUGUUUAACUAACUUUCGGAAAUAACUUUUCCAAAAAAUGUUUACAAAACAUUCUUGGAAAUUUUUUGUUAGCUGCCCACUUUUUCUGGCUUAUGCGAACAUUACAGAAAACAUUAAGGGAAAGUUCCAUUUUUAUCAUUUUGGGAACAAUAUUUUUAAAUGUUCUCUGAACGUUCUGAAAACGCAAAAGGUUAUAUUUAAAAAUGUAUCAAAAUGUUCCAUGAGCCAUGUAUCAAUAACGAUUUUGUGAUUGUUAUUAUAGGCCAAGCAAAUUUAAAUGAACAUUCUAUUAAUGUUACUGGAAAGAACAUUUAUUCAACUUUGAGAGAACCUUACUGAGGGUUUGCGAAAGGGAUUUCUAGCAUCCGUUCAGCUCCUGGAAUCUCGAGUGAGGCGAAAUCCAGUUCACUGUUUUCCCGCUUAUGACCCGACGUUUCCCUCCACGACGGAUCGUAAAAAGUGCAAAGCUUCGUCUAGUGUGUAAAUGCUUUAAUUCAACACAAUUAUGAUUAAUAAAUUAACAAGAAACUGUAAAAAAGGUCAAAGGGGUUAAAAAUGCACCAAACUUGAGUCUUUCUUUUCCCCGCAUGUUUUCAUUCUAAGUUUGACGCUGUUCGAGACUCAAUCGCGUUGAUUUUGCCGUUUAGUUUGCACAUAUAGAACCUGAUGUCUUAAACUGCCAUUACUUUAUUAAAGAGCCAGAAUGAGCUAGAUUUGUUCUUCCAAACGUCAGCGAAAAUGGGACUCUCAGACGUCACGGUUUAAAAUGUUCAUGAGGGGAUCGAUUAGUGCGCGGGUGUCCCAUGCAGCGAUGAGGCGCUUUACUUUGAGGGACAUUUUCUUUGAGGAAGCCAAAUAGGAUGCUGAGAAGCACUUUUAUUUUGUAAUCUCGUGUCUGUUUUGAUUCAUGAAACUGCUGGGAAUAUUCAGCUGAUUAUGUUGUGGUUUCUAAUUAGCACUUCUAUAUAAAAUGUUGCAAUUAUGUAUUUUGUAAUAAUGUAGUAAAACAAUCAUGGGAUUCGCUUUAGAAUAGCUUUGAAUUGGGCGGGAAAAGUAUUUGUCAUGAAACGCUAUCGGCACUUUCCACAAAAAGAGUCCAGGUGCCCUGUUACUUUUAUUUGAAGCAAUAAAGACGUAAAUAGUAAACUGUUAAAUUAACCUAGCAAUCAAAGUAGAUAGUUUUUAAAAUGUCUGGAAGAACCCUUGAAAAUUAUGUUUUAUUAUAUUUUUAUUUUAUAUAUUUUUCUAUAUUCAUAUUAAAUCUGUUGAAUUACUAUUUAAAAUUAUUCAUUAUUUUUUAUUAAUAAAUAUUAUUUUAAAAUAUUUAAAUUAAUAAAAUAAACAAUUUAAAGCAAUUUAUAAAGCAAAUAUUUUAUUUUAUUUGAAUUAAUUAAUUUAAUUUCAAUUAUUAAAUAUAAAUUUUUCAAUUUACAUUUCAUCAUUUUUAUUAUAGUUGUUAAAUAACUAAAAUACACCUAAAUUAUAAUAUUUAAAAUAAUCUUGAGUUUGACCUCCCGAGGUGGAGAAAACAUGAUUCUUCAACAUUUCAAACUCUUAUUUUGUACUCUAUUUGUGGAAAGUGCCUUUAAUCUUGAAGCCUUUACUAGAUGUGAUUAUUAAUUUAACUAUAGGCCUACUUUGGAACAGGAAUAAUAAUAAUAAUGCAGUCAAACACAUGAAUGUUGUACAGAAACACAUGGAGGAAAAUCAAAUAUAGUUUGUACGGGGCACUUUCAAUCGAAGCGUCCCUUGAUUCAUCUGCUUGAGCAAAAAUGACAAGAAAUAAUAAUAAGCAAAAUCAUUUCAUCAUACCUUUCUCAGGAGAGUUCCAGGCUACCAAAUCUGUUAUUAAAGUUUAUGAGUCAUUUUAUUCCUGUUUAUUUAAUCAUAGAGUACAAGAUAAUAAUGUUUCUUUAUCUAUAUUGUCAUUUUAGUAUUAUGGUCAUCUGUGGUUCACGAAUCCAGAAAUGUACAAAGGGGUAAAAAAAAAAAAAUGUUACAAAAAUGAUUCAAGAUGGGUAGUUUAUAUAAAAGAUGCCAAACUUACAGUAUGUUGAUUUAGCGGUCAUAUGCAUGGCUAAAACAUCCUCGUUUGUGAAUAUUACAGCAGAUGAGACUGAACAAGAGGAAUAGACACACACACAAAAAUACACGAUCACUCAAGGAUCCUCCAGACGAUCAUUCAUGGGUGAAUUUGCCUUGCCAUGCGAACUAAGGGUUUGCCUUUUUAACUUUCAUCAUUGAUCUUAUAUUUUUUUAAGUGAACAUUUACCCUCUUCCACAUGGUAAAUGGAUUGUGAAUGUGGGUUCAUUCAGCACUACAAUAAAGACAUCUUAUUCACA